Molecule: messenger RNA, 2607 nt
Organism: Megalopta genalis
Lineage: Eukaryota; Metazoa; Arthropoda; Insecta; Hymenoptera; Halictidae
Product: tyrosine-protein kinase Wsck
Biological process (GO): multicellular organism development; protein phosphorylation; cell surface receptor protein tyrosine kinase signaling pathway
Cellular component (GO): plasma membrane; signaling receptor complex
Molecular function (GO): ATP binding; transmembrane receptor protein tyrosine kinase activity; protein binding
Source: RefSeq, a predicted model, not a curated record
UGCAUCUAGGCGGCUUUUUCCCUCUAGACUCAAGAGUGCCCUACCCAGAUCCUGAAUAAUGCAACCACGCCCGUGAAGUUUUUUCUUAUAAAUUACAUUUUUCUGAUUCACUGCAAGUAUUUAAUGAACAUUUCAAAUUUCAAAUAGACAUGGCAAGAAGUGUUACAAGGCAAUAUUGUCAAAUUGUAAGAAACAAUAAAAUACAAUUUACAAUGAAUCUCGUUCUUUCAUCCACAGUGUAGUAGUAGUGACACAAUUCGUUUAUUGAUUCAGAUGUGGGUAACGCAUUCAUAAAGAAUGUUUCGUUUUAUACUUGGUGCUUAGUGUCAUCGAUGAAAAAGAUAUUAUAAAAAUUGUAUUAUAUUCUUAUACAAUUUACAAUGAUACUCUUGUCGUUACUUUUUUAUUUUUGCGCGCAUGUACUUAGUCAAAAAUACGAGGGUUGUUUUCAAAGUUCCGUCUUAGAUCCCGAUUUACCAACCCUAAUAUUAAGUCACGCUAGCAUACCAGCGGAAUGUAUCAAAGAAUGUCGAUCACGUUACUAUAUGUAUGCUGGAUUAAUGAAUGGUCAACAAUGUUUUUGCGGUAGUAAUUAUGGAAGACAUGGUAUAUCUACCUCUUGUGCCCUUCCUUGCACCGCGGAUCCAAAUAAUUAUUGUGGUAGUGAAGAUGCAAUGAGUAUAUAUUCCACAGGACAGAAAGGUCCUAGCCCACCAAGGAGUAUACAGAUAGUUCGCAGUAAACCUACUAACUUAAAAAUUACAUGGGAACCACCAGAUAUAUCUAAUGGAAAUAUUACAUUUUAUACAUUAAAGGCAUCGGUUAUUCAAACACAUGCUUCUGAUUUGUUACCAACAAUAGAAAGUCAAGUGCAAGGCGAAGCUUCAAACACCACUAUUUUGCAAGGCUUACAACCUGGGACUAAGUAUAAUGUAUCUAUUGUUGCUAAAAAUACUCAAGGAAGUAGUGAGCCUGCUUAUGUUUCAGGGUGGACACUAAUAGCUCCACCUAAUAAACCUGCUAUUCCAAAAGUGAUAGGACAAACAAGCACUACAAUGACUGUAUUACUCUCAGAAGGGAGUAGUGAUUAUGGGCCUAUUAGUGCAUAUCAAGUAUUUGUUGUUCAGCCUAGUGUAAUACCUCCAUCAGGACCAAACAUUACAUACUAUAAUUAUGAAAAAUCAAUACAGCGAGGGCUAGGAUAUUAUAUCACAGGAGAAUUUAUAUCCUCUGACUUUUAUAAAUACAAAAAGUUUAUAGUCGGAGAUGGUAAAAUGAUUGGGAGUUAUUAUAAUGCACCUUUGAAUACUCAGAUUGUUCCACGAUUAGGCCUAGCGGUAGUUUCUAGAUUUCAAAGGGAAGAACAAUUUGCUUAUUCUGAUCUACUCACUAAUAUGAAAAAUUAUAGCGUGAAUGCGAAUAAUGAAAUGGAUGCCAUAACAAUUGUUCUUUGUGUUGCAAUUGGAGUUCUAGGAGCACUCUUAAUAGCUUCAGUAGUAUUAUAUUUCGCUUUACGGAGACGCCAUGAAAAAUUUCGAAUGACAAAACUUCCAGAGCAACAAGAACUUACACUGCAAGGACCACUAUAUGAAGUUGAGAAUAUAGCAUACAUUCCAGAUGAUGUACCUGAAAGAGUUAAUCAUUAUCAAGAAUUAAAAGAUAAAGUAUGGGCUAUACCACAAAAUGUAUUAACAAUUAAUAACACUGUAAUACAUAGAGGACGAUUUGGUACUAUCCACACAGGUACAGUCGAGAAAGACGGUACAACUUCUACAGUAGCUAUUCAUAAUAUAGCAGACAAAUUAUUAAAAUCAUCCGAUAAAAGAAGAAUGUUAAGAGAUUUAGAUAUUUGUAUUAGAGCCUCUCCAAUGAAAUACCUUGCAGAUCUUGUAGGAACUUGUGAAACACAAGAUACUUUGUAUGUUGUACUUGAAUUACCACUUCAGACUUUGAAGAAUAGAUUGAUAGCUGCAAGAUCUGGAAAUAUAUUUCCAGUUAAUCAGAUACUGCCUAUGGGAUCCAUGAUAGCAUCAGCUUUGCAACAUCUUGAAAAUUGUAAAAUUGUACAUGAUCACCUAUGUGCACGAAGCAUAGGUAUUUGCAAUGAUUGGACACCUAAAGUCAUGGGUCAUGGCAUUUCGAAAUAUGCAUUGGAAGAAAUUAAGUACACUCGAUGGACAGCUGUUGAAAGUCUUGGUAAUAAAAAGAAACACAUUCCGGGUGUUGUUUGGGCUUUUGGUGUGCUUUUAUGGGAAAUGCUCAGCAUGGGUGGCACACCAUAUUCUAAUUUUACACUUGACAGUGAAGUAGAAGAAGCAAUUGAACAAGGAUCUAGAUUACCUCAAUUAAUAGAUACUCCUGAUCCACUUUACGAAGUUAUGUCAUCUUGCUGGCACACGGACAGUCGAGAAAGACCAACAUUUUCAGAACUUAUAAGAUUGGACACUUUAAGUAUUUGUCCAAUCACUUCAAUUACAGAACCGUAUAUUCCAGAAUUAGAAGUAUACCAACUUCAACAAUGAGCAAAAGCUCAUAUUUUUAUAAUAUUUACGUAAUAUUUAUUAAGUGUUGUACAUAGUCAUAUAUUUAAAGUACUCUUAAACAUUA